Galleria mellonella (greater wax moth) is the source of this 905-nucleotide messenger RNA. RefSeq lists its product as uncharacterized. The transcript has 4 exons. Lineage: Eukaryota; Metazoa; Arthropoda; Insecta; Lepidoptera; Pyralidae. The record is from RefSeq and is a predicted model, not a curated record. The coding region runs from base 104 to 424 and encodes 106 amino acids.
CAAGGCCUUUUUAGUUCGUCAUAUAAAUUAAGCGUUCGUUCCAUAUUUACCAUAGCUUGAUAAGAGUUUGUACGAGCCGUAACAUAUUAUAUUUGCUUCAAAAAUGAGCCGAUUAACCGUUGUGUUUGUGCUUGCUACAUUUCUCUGCGUUAAUAUAGCUAAUGCAAAUGAAUUUCCAUUUUUUGGAGGAAAUUUCCCCUUCCCGUCAUUCGACUUUCCAAAGAUCAAUAUACCCAAAAUUAAGCCCAUUAACAUCGAUGACAUAAAGAACCUGAAGCCGAGUGAUGGUGGUGUCGUCAACGGUGCUGCGGUAUCCAGUUCUUCCACAGUCGAAAACGUCAAUGGUGUACCUGUGAGGAAACAACAAACACGAAUAAUCACAAACGACAACGGACAAGUCAAGGAAGUUACUUACGAUAAUUAAAAACUAACUAUGCAGAGUUUUUGCUGAAAAAUCUUUAAUUGUAAUUAAGAAUAGAAAACAAUUGAAAAUUCAUUUUACCAUAAACAUUUUGGUAGUUCAUAGACUUAGCAACUAUGACGGUAGUUUAUGGUAUGGUUACGCAAGACUUAUAAUUUUCAUGUUAUGUUCAUUUUGUUCAACUAUAUUCUGAAAUAUCUGAAAUAAAGAAAUAAAAGUAAAAGGAAAAAAGGAGUAUAACUCUAUGAAGUAUUACGCGAUAUAAAGUUACGAAUACUUUCUAAACACACUUAUAAAAUCUAAGUAUUAGCUUAUAACUAAUAUAUUAAUAUCUUUCAUAUAAUUUAUAAUUAUUUGAUUCCAAUUAAUAACUGCUAAUGUACUGUGUAUACCUAUAUUGAGAUUCAAUUAUUUUAUACAUAUAAUGUAUUAAAAACAUAUCAUGGUUUCAAUUAAUGAUAUAUUAAUAAAUAUUAAUUCUGUA